AUGGAGAAGCUGGCGGCCGGACUGGCCGGGCUGCGCUGGAGCAUGGGCGCCUUCCCGCUCGACCUCAUCGUCAGCCGCUGCCGCCUGCCCACGCUCGCCUGUCUCGGGCCAGGGGAGUAUGCCGAGGGCGUCAGUGAGCGUGACAUUUUGCUCAUCCACUCCUGCCGCCAGUGGACAACAGUGACUGCCCACACCCUGGAGGAAGGCCACUACGUCAUUGGCCCCAAGAUCGACAUCCCCCUGCAGUAUCCAGGGAAGUUCAAGCUCCUGGAGCAGGCCCGGGAUGUGCGGGAGCCGGUGAGGUACUUCAGCAGCGUGGAGGAGGUGGCCAGUGUCUUCCCUGACCGCAUCUUUGUGAUGGAAGCCAUCACCUUCAGUGUCAAGGUGGUGUCGGGCGAGUUCAGCGAGGACAGCGAGGUGUACAACUUUACGCUCCACGCGGGCGACGAGCUCACUCUCAUGGGCCAGGCGGAGAUUCUGUGCGCCAAGACCACCAAGGAGCGCUCGCGCUUUACCACCCUUCUGCGCAAGCUGGGCCGGGCCGGGGCGCUGGCCGGGAUGGCAGGCGGCGGCGGCCCGGGGAGCGCGGGGGCUGCGGGCGCCGGCGGGGGCGCCAGACCCAUCAAAGGCAAGAUGCCCUGCCUCAUCUGCAUGAACCACCGUACCAACGAGAGCCUGAGCCUGCCCUUCCAGUGCCAAGGCCGCUUCAGCACGCGCAGCCCGCUGGAGCUGCAGAUGCAGGAGGGCGAGCACACGGUGCGCGCCAUCAUUGAGCGCGUGCGGCUUCCGGUGAACGUGCUGGUGCCCAGCCGGCCGCCUCGCAACCCCUACGACCUGCACCCGGUGCGCGAGGGCCACUGCUACAAGCUGGUCAGCAUCAUCUCCAAGACCGUGGUGCUGGGGCUGGCGCUGCGCCGCGAGGGCCCGGCGCCGCUGCACUUCCUGCUGCUCACGGACACGCCGCGCUUCGCCCUGCCGCAGGGCCUGCUGGCUGGGGACCCACGCGUCGAGCGCCUGGUGCGCGACAGCGCCUCCUACUGCCGCGAGCGCUUCGACCCGGACGAGUACUCCACGGCCGUGCGAGAGGCGCCCGCCGAGCUCGCCGACGACUGCGCCAGCCCGCGCCGCGCGCGCCUCUGCCUGGCCGCGCCGCGCGUCCCCGUGCCCUUCCGGACGCCCGCCCUGCUCGGCCCGCAUCCGCCCACCGGCGAUGGUGACCAGGAGUACGUGAGCCCCGACUGGGCUGCGUCUGAAUCUGCCGCGCCGCCCCCCGAAAUCCCCUACGAGGAGCUGUGGACGCACCAGGUGGCCGAAAGCCUCGCCGAGGGCAGGCCUAGGCCGCCCCCAGGGCCUGACCUCAUCUCCUUCGGGGCCACUGGGCCACCACGCCUGGAGCUCGCGGCGCCGCCGCCUCCAGUCCCUCCCAAAUCCGAGGCUGUUAAGGAGGAGUGCCGCCUGCUCAAUGCCCCGCCUGUCCCUCCCCGGGGUGGCAAUGGCAGCCGGCUCUCGGGAAGCCCCCCUGUGCCCCCGCGCUUUCCCAAGCUGCAACCUGUCCACUCACCCAGCUCCAGCCUCUCCUACUACUCCUCUGGCCUUCAGGAUGGGGCAGGCUCCCGCAGUGGAAGUGGCUCCCCGUCCCCGGAUGCCUACUCACUCUACUGCUACCCUUGCACCUGGGGGGAUUGCAAGGUGGGCGAGUCUUCGAGCCGCCCAACCUCAGGACCCCUGCCCUCUACCACGCAGCCCAGCCAGGCCUCCCGGGCGCAUGCUGAGCCCCUGAGCAGUCGAGCUGCUUCUGUCUUGGGGGCUGACACCCCUGCCAAAGCCUACCACAGCUGCUCGCCUCUGUUCAAGCCCUCCCACCCCCAGAAACGCUUUGCUCCAUUUGGAGCUCUCAACCCUUUUUCCGGGCCUGCCUACCCUUCAGGCCCUUCAGUGGUCUCUUCUUCUGGGCCCACAACCACCUUGGGCCCCCUGGCUACCUCCAGCCCUGCUUAUUCUCCAGGCCCAGCUUCGCCAGGCCAGGCCUAUUCAGCUGCUCCCACUUCCUCAUGCCCCACCAUCUCCUCCUCCUCUUCCUCUGAGUGGCAAGAACCAGCCCUGGAGCCCUUUGAUCCCUUUGAGCUGGGCCAGGGCGGUUCUCCAGAGCCCGAGCUGAUGCGAUAUCAGGAGCCCAGAGCUGUGGAAGGACCUGGGCCUGGACCCCGCCUUUCACCCCUUGGUCCCCCCAAGGCCUUUGAGCCUGAAGGUCUGGUGCUGCGGCAGGUCCCCACCCCACUGUCACCAGUGCAGGGGCCCGAGGCAGGUGGGGCACGACUCUUUCUCACCCAGGGGCGCCUGGAAGGGACUCCUGCCAGUCCCCGGGAUGGAGCUGCAGGCUGGGGAGGCCGGGAUGCCUCCUCCUGGCAGCCCCCCGCGGACCUGUCUGCGCUUUCCCUGGAGGAGGUCUCUCGCAGUCUGCGUUUCAUCGGGCUCUCAGAGGAUGUGGUGAGCUUCUUUGCCCGAGAACGCAUUGAUGGUAGCAUCUUUGUGCAGCUCAGCGAGGACAUCCUGGCAGACGACUUCCACCUCACCAAACUGCAGGUCAAGAAGAUCAUGCAGUUCAUCAAAGGCUGGCGGCCCAAGAUCUGAGCUGCCCGGCUAGUAGCUGUACGACUGGAAUGCUGGUGCAGGGACCAUGGGCACAGCGUGUGCCUGCUGGGGAUGGCACUCCUCAAGCAGUGGGCAGUGCUGCCUGCGGGGCCAUCCACACCGGGAUUGAGGCUGCUAGGCAGUCACGCAGAGUGAAUUCAGGGGAGACACACUUGGGGAUGUGGGCCUCAGCACAGGGAUGCCUUGCCUUCUGUGUUUGCAGAGUACGUGGGGAGGGGGCUGGAGGUGCAAGUGUACACAUGGGCCUGGUGAGGCAUUUGCUGCAAUUCCCGUAGGGUGGGUUAAAGCUGGCCUUCGUGCCCUGCUACAGAACUUCACAAAUGUCUUGCACUUCUCAGGCUUGUAGAUUCAGGUUAGAGACAAGGAAAGAAGAAUGGUCUGUAACUGAAGCACAAAUUCCCCAAGUGCCCUCUCUCCUUUGUGCUCUGUGGGCUUUUGGCCCAAGCUGCCCCAGAGUCAGAGGUGCCAAUGUCUGUGUGCGGAAUGCCCUUCUUUCCCCAUCUGCUCUACCUUGAUUGAGGCUCCCGGGCCCGAGCACAGGUGCAUCAUGCCCAAGCAUCAGCCCCGCACCUGAGAGGCUCUGCCUCAGGGCUCUGGUUUGUGGGUGACGACUUUGGAGAGCACGGCUCUGCCCUUGACCUACUUACCUAGUUAGGGAGGCAGGUGUUCCCCGAACAUCUAGAGCACCCUGCUCCUGCUCUGGGCUCUGCAGCCAGUGGUUCAGCCUCUCAGGUUGGGUUGUCUCUGGAAUCUGACUCCACGAUGAGCAGGUAGCUUGAGGUUAGCUGCUGCUUGGUUGUAGAGGGAAGUGGUGUUCACUCUCUCCCUCUUCUGCCACUCUCCUGCCCUCAUCAUAGCACUGAAGAACACACGGUGUCCCUCCCUGUUUGCUUUUUUGUCACUGGUACAGGUGAGUGCGGCUGGGAGAAAGCACAGUGGCUUGGGAAAGCCUACCUUUUUACCUCCUCAUGGAGCUCAGCUCUGCUGCGCUUGUUCACAUGAAUCUUGAGCAUGGUGGGCUGCUGGCUGCCUGGCACUCCGGUCUUGUGUACAAGCACCCCAUCACCCCACACCACUACCAGCUGCUCUCACUAACCACGGCCAGGCUAAUUCUCCUCAUGCCCACUCGUGUCAGGGCGCUGAAGUACCAGCCUUCUCUUCUGCCUUACCUAGUCUACAUAGAUAUUUAUUUCCUCAGUGUUUUAUCUUCACAGUAGUAAAGCCCUGCUGGUACCCAUGCCCUGAGCAGGCUGCCUCGGCUGAGGGAGAGGGAGCAGGAGGACGAGCAUAAAACAGGAACUGAGACCUGUUGUUUUCUUGCAGAUGACUUAGUGACUCCUCAUGGAUAGUGAAAUAAAUGCUAGACCGCUGAUGAAUAGUGCGAGUGGGGCUCUGUGUGUCAACUGCUUUUUCUUGUGAAGGACCACAGGGACUGACAGGCACAAUGUCCGUGCCACUGGGCGGGAGAGGACUUUGGAAUAGUCCAUGCAGCCCAUUCAUACAUCCCUGGAAGCAGCUGGAAGUGCAGCCUUCCUUUCCCUCUGAAAGCCCCUCACCUGCCCCUACCUGACAAGAACCCUCCAACUCUCGCUAA
Messenger RNA from Loxodonta africana (African savanna elephant), 4246 nucleotides. It is a transcript of the gene GAREM2, whose product is annotated as GRB2 associated regulator of MAPK1 subtype 2. Bases 1 to 2631 code for a protein of 876 amino acids. NCBI's taxonomy places the organism in Eukaryota, Metazoa, Chordata, Mammalia, Proboscidea, Elephantidae. The transcript has 6 exons. The record is from RefSeq and is a predicted model, not a curated record.